AUGCAUAUUAAUCCUGCCUUUACAAUUUCUACAGUCCCAACUGUGGCUGGAGCUGUUCUUGCUACGUGCACCUACUGGAAGAUACCUCAAAUCAUUUAUCGUCUAUUGAAGAAAUGGAGGCGGAAUUCGUGGAAGAUAAGUAUUCGCGUCAGGAAAAAACGACAGCUCAUGCUUUCAUCUCUGAAACAAGCUUUUCAAAUUCAUCAAAAUUACAUGACCCCUCCCGAAACGAUACCUCAGAAUGAGGUCGAGGCAGACAGUAUGUCUCAGAGUUUGAAGGAAGUGAUGGACUUGUGCGUGGUUAACCAUGGUGUCAGUUUCUUGGCUGCUUUGCCAUUGUGCAAACAGAUGUCAGCCGUAAAAAUUGCGGAAGGCACAUAUGCUGAAAUAUACAAAUUAACUCAUGUUGAUGGUUCACACAGAAUAUUCAAAUGCAUGCCAGUAAAUGGGCAGCAUCCGGAUAGCGGCAACAUCAAUCUUCCUAUUGAAAUGGCUAUACCAGACAUCAUUUGUUCAUCUUUUCUCAGUGAACUGAAUGAAGGGCCAGUGUAUUUAGCGCCCAAUUUUCCUAAAGUUUACAAAAUAAGUUUAAUCAAGGAUGAAUUUCCUGCAGCAAUGAUGCGCUGUUGGUGGGACUACAAGAACAGUCCCAAAAGGCUGGAAGACCCUGCUGAACACUUUCAACCCAACUUGUAUCCAGAAGAUCAGCUCUAUUUAGCCACAGAGUUGGAUUACUGUGGAGAGCCUGCUACUCUUAAGAAUAUGCGAAAUGCUUGGUCGGGCCUGAGUAUAAUCACUCAGGUGGCAUCUGCUUUGGCAAUCGCGGAAGUAGCUUUCAACUUCGAGCACAGAGAUCUUCAUUUGGGCAAUCUCUUACUGAACGAAACGAAUUGUCCUGAAAUGCGGUACGUCCUGGAAAGUUUCAAUUUUUCGGUACAAACUGUUGGCCAGCAAGUUUUUGUAAUCGACUUUACACUGUCAAGGAUAAACGUGGGAGGAGUGCACUAUAUGUCUCUCGACCAUUGCGUCUGCGAUAAUGACGAAGAAACGGAGUGCGACAAUUUAUGGCUCGAUCACAGAACUGUUUAUAAGGUAAUGGCAGAGUACAGUAGCGGACAGUGGAGUAACUAUAUGCCUGUGACGAACGUUUUAUGGUUAAAAUAUAUCUUAGAACAUGUUCUUCAUAGUCUUUUCCGAAAUAAUCCCUCAUUUCGACAGAUAGCUACCAAUCGCAGUGAUGAAAACCAGAUGAGAGCAGUUCGAUUGCUUAGGGGGUGGAAUGACACUAUCCUUGAGUUCAACUCUGCCAGAAGUUUAUUGUUUAACUUGAUUCUGAAAAAUAAUCCGUUAGUGACCAUAAUGCAGUCUUGA
This is a messenger RNA of Uloborus diversus, 1371 nucleotides long. RefSeq names its product serine/threonine-protein kinase haspin-like. Bases 1 to 1371 code for a protein of 456 amino acids. The transcript has a single exon. Gene Ontology annotation, cellular component: nucleus; cytoplasm. Gene Ontology annotation, molecular function: histone H3T3 kinase activity. Gene Ontology annotation, biological process: mitotic cell cycle; intracellular signal transduction. The record is from RefSeq and is a predicted model, not a curated record. Lineage: Eukaryota; Metazoa; Arthropoda; Arachnida; Araneae; Uloboridae.